AUGACAAAUUUGUCUCUUGCAAGAGAAGGAGAAGAAGAAGAGGCAGAAGCAAAGAAGCCCAUAGAAGAAGUGGAGAGAGAGCACAUGUUCGACAAAGUGGUGACUCCAAGUGACGUUGGGAAACUAAACAGACUCGUGAUUCCAAAGCAACACGCAGAGAGAUACUUCCCUUUAGAUUCAUCCUCAAACGAGAAAGGUUUGCUUCUAAACUUUGAAGAUCUCACAGGAAAGUCAUGGAGGUUCCGUUACUCAUACUGGAACAGUAGCCAGAGCUAUGUCAUGACUAAAGACACAGGAAGAGAUAGCCGCUUGUUUAUCGACUGGAGGAGACGACCGAAAGUCCCCGAGUGCUAUCCGACAUCGACUUUUCACUUUUCUGCCGGAGCUAUGUUCCCUAGGUUUUACAAUUUUCCGACAGCAACUGCUUCGACAAGUUAUCAUCAGCAGCCACGUCAUCAUCAAAGUUACAUUUAUCCUCAAAUACCGAGAGAAUUUGGAUAUGGCUAUGUUGUUAGGUCAGUAGAUCAGACGGCUAUGGUGGCUGAUCCGUUAGUGAUGGAAUCUGUGCCGGUGAUGAUGCACGGAGGAGCUAGAGUGAACCAGGCGGCUGUUGGAACCGCCGGGAAGAGGUUGAGGCUUUUUGGAGUUGAUAUGGAAUGUGACGAGAGCGGAAUAACAAACAGUACGGAGGACGAAUCUUCAUCUUCUGGUGGGAGUUUUCCACGUGGCGGUGCUUCUUCCUCUUCCUCUUUGUUUCAGCUGAGGCUUGGAAACAGCAGUGAAGAUGAUCACUUAUUUAAGAAAGGAAAGUCUUCAUUGCCUUUUAAUUUGGAUCAAUAA
Messenger RNA from Eruca vesicaria subsp. sativa (arugula), 840 nucleotides. Lineage: Eukaryota; Viridiplantae; Streptophyta; Magnoliopsida; Brassicales; Brassicaceae. The record is from the annotation of a GenBank genome assembly.